AAACACAAGCAGGCGGUAGGAGAAUAUAACUGCCUUCAGUUUCAGCAGAUCUGCUCAGGACAGGUGCCUGACCCACACAGUACAGACUGCACUUCAGCCGUGAUGAAGACCCCAUUGUGGACGCUACUGUUGCUUGGACUGUGUAACCCAGUGUGGUGUGACUGCCAGAAAGAUUGCCUGUUCUGCAGCCAACAGCUGCCUAAAGAAUUUGCCUUCACCAAUUUGGUGUGUCUGGUAGAGUGUCAUGGUAAACUUUCUCCAGGCAACUCCUGGGAGCUGUGUCGCAGGACCAUUGUGGAACAGAAACCAAAAGCCUCCUUUCCAAUAGAGGCCGCCAUUCUGAAGAGAGCAGAUGAGGAAACAGACACCUUUCUGCCUGUGGACGAGAACGACCCUCACUACUCUGAAAACCUUAAAAGAUUCGACCAUGUUACACGGGCUGUGGGUGCAGAAGAUCAGGAUCAAGACCAAAAUAUGCAGCUUAGUAAAAAAUACAAGUUCCUACAAGUUCAGUCCACGCAAGAAUCUGAGGAAGAGCAAAAUGAAGACAGCGAGAUGGAGGGCAAUGAGGAAGAGGCGGCUAUCCAACUAAUUAAACGCUUUGGAGGCUUCCUCAAAAACAAGUAUGGCUACAGGAAGUUUAUGGAUCCUCGCAGGUCUUUGCAGAAGAGGUACGGGGGAUUUAUAGGCGUCCGCAAAUCUGCCCGCAAGUGGAACAACCAGAAACGUUUUAGCGAUUUUCUCAAGCAGUAUUUGGGCAUGAGCACUCGAGCUAGCGAGAAUGAAUAAAGCAAAUAAACUUACCCAGCAAACCACUAUAUUAAUGUUCAGUCUAAAUAUAUCAUACACCUUUCUCCUCAAACACACACACACACAAAAUAAAUAAAUGCUACAGGAUUAGCAUUAACUCAGCAUCUGAUAUGUCAAAUAAGAACUACAUUAAUAGAUACUUAAAUGUGCACACGGUAAUGAAAUGACUAGUACUUUUGAAAAAUGUUUAAAAUCAUAUGCACUCUCAUGAGAUGAAGACUAUUUCAGUAGCCUUAUAAAAGAGGUUUUAUUUUACGUGCGGUGGGUCACCUCAUGGGCGCUGCCAUGUUGAGAUCACAUGAGCAGCCUAAUAGCUACUAUUUGCUUUAUAUUGGUAACACCCCUUAUUAUCAGACACUUUAUGCUAGCUGAAUAAAUUCAUUAUAACUGAAUAGUGCAUUUCUAAAAUGGCAUCAGUAACUAAAAACUUUUGCGUGAUGUAGUUCAGGGCCAAAACUCUACUUACACGUACACUUUUUCUAAUCUACAGCUUCUAAGCUCUAAUGAACUUGACUUACAAUGAGUGAUAAAAGGAAUGUUUCGGGUUCAAUAAAUUUUAAACUCAAUCAUUUUUAGCAUAAUGUUGAUUACCACAAAAAAUAAUUUCAACUCAUCCCUCGGUUACAGUAAGGCACUUACAAAGAGUGAAUGCCAUUCCAUAAACGUUAAAAUACUAAGCACUGUUUCAAAAGUAUAGCCACAAUACAUAAACAUUAUACUUGUUAAUAUGAUUUUAGUAUGAUAAAUUACAUGGUUAACCUGCAUUACCUAUGUCGUCAUGGCCACAAAGUUGUAAUAUUGGAUACCUUUACACAGACUAGGUUAGUAAGCAAUAUUAUUAUACUAAAAAUCAUGUUAACAUGCAUAACGUUUACGUCUUGGAGCUAUACUUUUGAAACAGUAUGUAUUUUAAUGUUUACAUUCAAUUCCAAAGCAAGCGCCUUGCUGUAACUGCAAUUCUUUGCUUCUUUUUUUUAAAUACACGAGGGACGAAUCAAAAUUAUAUUUCAUGGUAAUCAACAUUAUGCCACAAAUGGAGUUGUUUGAGUUUAUAGCAAUUGAAAAUUCUCUCAUCAUUUACUCACCCUCAUGCCAUUCUAGACGUAUAUGAUUUUCUUUCUUCUGCUGAACACAAAGAUUUUUAGAAGAAUAUUUCAGCUCUGUAGGUCCAUACAAUGCAAGUGAAUGGCGACCAAAACUUUGAAGCUCCGAAAAGCACAUAAAGGCAGCAUAAAAGUAAUCCAUAAAACUCCAGUGGUUUAAUCCACGUCUUCUGAAGCGAACCAAUCAGUUUUAGGUGAGAACAGACCAAAAUGUAACUCCUUUGUCACUGUACAUUCUGCCAUUGCGGUCUCUUGGCACGAUUAUGAUUUCAAGCCCAAUUACUCUUCCUAGUGCUUGACACAUGUGUAGAACGCUAGAUGGCGCUAGGAAUUGUAAUUGAGCUUGAAAUCAGUUUGGGUGAACUAUCCCAUUAACUUGUAUUGAACACAGAAUAUUCCUUUAAAGUUUGGGGUGGGGGGGAACUAAAAUGUCCAGGUGAGAUUCAUUUCUAAUUCAAUUUCAGACAUCUAUAGAUGGCAUUAAGUGAAACUGUACCUAAUUUCCCUUAUAGUUCAAUCAAUCAUAAAUUGCACAAAGACCAUUUGAGCUCUUCACAAGGUCCAAAUCCAGCUCCUCUACACAACACUGACACUUACUGGUCAAUGAAAACCAUUACAAAUUCAUAGACAGAUUAAGGAAAAUUAAACCAUGUUUGCUAUGCCCCCCUAAAUAAAUAAAGCCAGAUUUCACAUAAACCCUUCCAGCAACAUCUCAUCACUGUAAUAUGCCUAUACAAACAUAACGAAUUCUGUCAGGCACACAUGCACACAGUUUGAUUCCUGAUUGAGUGUUGGAAACCAAAAUGUUUUUAUUUUUUAACUGACAAAGUUGAUUUGUACUUGUGCAUAUGAAAUAAUGUAUUUAUGCAAACAUUGCAAGUUCAUGCUUUCCCCUUUAUUCCAAUCAUAAAAAUUGUGUUCACUAAAUGAACUGUAUAUAGCAACACUGAACUAUGUCAAUAAAAUAGUUUACUAUUUUC
Messenger RNA from Myxocyprinus asiaticus (Chinese sucker), 2893 nucleotides. Its product is annotated as prepronociceptin-like. NCBI's taxonomy places the organism in Eukaryota, Metazoa, Chordata, Actinopteri, Cypriniformes, Catostomidae. Gene Ontology annotation, cellular component: plasma membrane; axon terminus; neuronal cell body. Gene Ontology annotation, biological process: neuropeptide signaling pathway; chemical synaptic transmission; sensory perception. Bases 103 to 789 code for a protein of 228 amino acids. The transcript is spliced from 3 exons. Gene Ontology annotation, molecular function: opioid receptor binding. The record is from RefSeq and is a predicted model, not a curated record.